CCUUCAUCCAGGACCAUGAAGGGAUUAACUGGCAGCCGCACCCAGCCUCAGCUGAGCUCAGGACACACUUGUGGUUUGGUGACUGAGGACUGUGAGCAUUCCCAUGACCAUAUGCACCAUGGGCUGGAUUCUAGGCAGUCAUACUUGCUCAGCCCCACCGACAGCUGCCAAAUGGACCAUCACCGCUGUUCGCCCAGGAGUUCCAUACAUUCUGAGUGCAUGAUGAUGCCCACGAUGCUAGGUGAGCACAUGUCUAGCAGCACCUUCCCCCGGAUGCACUACACUUCACAUUACGACUCCAGGGACGACUGUGCCAGCGUCACGCACACGGGCAGCAAGAUCAACCGCAUCCCGGCCAACCUGCUGGACCAGUUUGAGAAGCAGCUGCCUCUCCACCGCGACGGCUUCCACACGCUGCAGUACCAACGGACGUCCACCACCGCCGAGCAGCGGAGCGAGAGCCCCGGCAGGAUACGGCACCUGGUACACUCCGUGCAGAAGCUCUUCACCAAGUCACACUCCCUGGAAGGCGCCUCCAAAGGCAACGUGAAUGGCACCAAAGGCGACGGCCGGCAUUCGGACGACCAUCACCACAGCCAUCACCCGAAACACAGCAAGAGGAGCAAGAGCAAAGAGCGCAAGCCGGAACCCAAGCACAAGCCUGGGGCAACCGGCUGGUGGAGCUCGGAUGAUAACCUGGACAGUGACAGCACUUACCGCACUCCCAGUGCGAUGAGCCGGCACCACAUUGAUCAUAUCUCUCAGUAUUAUCCGGAAGGUGUUCAGGGAGCCUUCGGUGAACUCACCUUGAAGACGUCGAAAAGCAACAACGACAUCAAAUGCUCUGCUUGUGAAGGGCUACCCAUGACACCCGAUGGGAAGUUCAUGAAAAGAAGCUCCUGGUCCACCCUGACCGUGAGCCAAGCCAAGGAAGCCUACCGCAAGUCAUCACUUAAUCUGGAUAAACCUCUGGUUCAUCAGGAAAUAAAACCUUCCCUACGGCCGUGCCAUUACCUCCAGGUGCCCCAGGAUGAAUGGGCAGGAUAUCCACUGGGAGGCAAAGAUGAGGAGAUUCCUUGCCGGAGGAUGAGGAGUGGCAGCUACAUUAAAGCCAUGGGAGAUGAAGAAAGCGGAGAGUCUGACACGAGCCCUAAAGGUUCACCAAAGGCAGCGACUCUCCAUGAAACUCUAAUGAAAGCUGCUGGUCAGAGAGCAAUUGAUCAACAAAAGUAAGAACAUCAAGUCCAGAGCUACCUACAACCUGCAACCGAAGUCACCAACCACAGCCUAGAUCCCGCGGCCAACUACAACUCCCCCAAGUUCCGCUCCAGGAAUCAAAGCUACAUGCGAGCUGUGAGCACCUUUAGCCAGGCUAGCUGUGUCAGUCAGGUGAGUGAAGCGGAGGUGAACGGUCAGUUCGAGUCGGUGUGUGAGUCCGUCUUUGGUGAGAUUGAAUCUCAAGCAGUAGACGCCUUGGAUCUUCCCGGCUGUUUCCGGACACGGAGUCACAGUUAUCUACGCGCUAUUCAAGCCGGCUAUUCACAGGACGAUGACUGCAUACCUUCAAUGUCGUCCACGGCUUUGGCCUCCACAGUCCGCUCCACCACAGCAACUUGCACUAAUUAUAAGAAGACCCCACCUCCUGUCCCCCCACGCACCACCUCCAAGCCAGUGAUUUCAGUGACAGCCCAGAGCAGCACGGAAUCCACUCAGGAUGCAUAUCACGAGGGCCGGUCGCGCUCCCCCUGGCCACAAGAAGGCAGAAUUAUUUACAACUCCACGGACAGCCUGGAUAGCACCAAGGCAGUGAAUAUCGCAUUGGAGUCAGCAGCUGCACAGCACCACGCUGCCAGCGAGAGCAAAAACAGCAUGGUGCUGACCAGAGACAAGGGCAUCUUAGCCCUCGAUGUCACGAAGGCAGAGCAGUAUCUGAAGAAGCGACGAUCCUCCAUAGGGAUCCAGGUGGAUGCCGUGGAGACAACAGACUCAGAUACAGACAGCAAAGGCCUCCGGGAGUAUCACUCAGUUGGAGUUCAGGUCGAAGAUGAGAAACGGCGAGGGCGAUUUAAACGUUCGAACAGCGUGACAGCGAGUGUUCAGGCUGACCUUGAACUGGAAGGUUUCCCCAGUCCUGUGGCCACCGAGGACAAGGGUCUUCAGUUUGGUAACUCAUUCCAGCGGCAUUCUGAGCCCAGCACCCCUACCCAAUACACUGCACUUCGAACUGUGCGCACACAGGGUUUGCUGAGCUACAGAGAGGACUAUAGAACACCCAUCGACACAUCUAACCUACCACCCCCUGAUCCGUGGUUAGAAUCGACCCAUCAGCCUGUGGAAGCGGGACAUAUGUCUCCCUGUCGAAGGGACGGGCAGUGGUUCAUGAAGCUGCUGCACGCGGAGACAAAGAGGAUGGAAGGAUGGUGCAAGCAGAUGGAGAGGGAAGCGGAGGAGAACGAUCUGUCUGAAGAAACUUUAGGGAAAAUUCGGAGCGCUGUUGGAAGUGCCCAGCUUCUCAUGUCCCAGAAAUUCCAACAGUUUUACUGGCUCUGUCAACAGAAUCUGGAUCCCAGUGCGAUGCCAAGGCCAACCUCCCAGGACCUAGCAGGCUUUUGGGAUCUCCUUCAACUUUCCAUCGAGGACGUCAGCAUGAAGUUUGACGAGCUGCACCAGCUGAAGGCAAAUGACUGGAAACCUAUUGAUCCGCUUGAAAAGCAGGAGGAAAAGAAGGUUCCACCUCCAGUACCAAAGAAGCCACCCAAAGGGAAAAUCCCUAUCAUGCGGGAGAAGUCUCUGGAGCUUCCUGACAGGCAGCGGCAGGAGGCCCGAAAGCGGCUGAUGGCUGCCAAGCGAGCGGCCUCCUUCCGGCAAAACUCGGCCACGGAGCGCGCAGACAGCAUCGAGAUUUACAUCCCAGAGGCACAGACCAGGCUUUAA
Callorhinchus milii (elephant shark) is the source of this 2934-nucleotide messenger RNA. It is a transcript of the gene dlgap2a, whose product is annotated as discs, large (Drosophila) homolog-associated protein 2a. Lineage: Eukaryota; Metazoa; Chordata; Chondrichthyes; Chimaeriformes; Callorhinchidae. The transcript is spliced from 10 exons. Gene Ontology annotation, molecular function: molecular adaptor activity. The record is from RefSeq and is a predicted model, not a curated record. Gene Ontology annotation, cellular component: postsynaptic specialization; glutamatergic synapse. Gene Ontology annotation, biological process: signaling.